UUUCAAUCUGGAAGUGUCAUGGUCGUCGCUACUCGAGUCGUCGCUACCAUUGUCGGGGCGCUGCUACUAGCGCUUGCCACUCCCUUGGCUGCCGUGGACUCUUCCGCAUCUCCGUCCAACGCGGCCAAGUCCAAGACCUGCAAAUGCAACCGGUCCUUCAACGAUCGACCCCACGCGCGCGACGUCAACGUCCCGCUCAACCAAGGCCGUCACCCUGCACAUUUGCCUGUCGCGUUGGACUGGUGCGAGCGCGGAUUCUGCACUUCUUCGUGGAACCAGCAUAUUCCCCAGUACUGUGGAUCGUGUUUUGCCCACGGCAGUCUGUCGAGCGCGAACGACCGCAUCAAGAUCAUGAACCACAAACUCUAUGGAUACCACGGCCCCGACGUCAUGCUAGGCCGCCAAAGCUUCCUCAAUUGUGCGCCAGGACACGGCCUUUCCCAAGGGUGUAUGGGUGGCGAGCCCGCCGACGUGUACGAGUUCAUGCGUGUGUACGGGUUGCCCGACGAAACGUGUCUGCCAUACAACGCCACCGACUAUUCCAAGUACCUCAACACGUCGAAUGGAACGUGUCCUCCUGAGGGGUACUGCAUCAACUGCAUGUACACCCCCGAGAGUCCCGACGUGGCGACAUGCUUUCCCGUGACCAAUGUCGUGCGAUACCGCGCGACAACGUACGGGCGCAUCGUCGGUGAGGACGCCAUGUUGGAGGAACUUCAGCGCGGCCCGAUCACGUGCGGCAUCGCAUGCAGCCCCGAGUUUGACUGGAACUACACGGCGGGCAUCUUCUGGGACAAGACCAACUACUCGGACGUGGAUCACGACGUCGAGGUUGUCGGGUACGGCGAAGCGGAUGGCGUCAAGUAUUGGCAUGUUCGCAACUCGUGGGGGUCGUACUGGGGUGAGAACGGCUUCUUCAGGAUCGUCCGGGGUGUCAACAACCUGAUGAUCGAAAGCGACUGCCAUUACGUCAACGUGGACGUUGGUGACGAAACGUUGGUGUGGGAAACCAAGAAUCACGAUGGAACGAGGACUGGCGGACCGGCAUACGGCGGGUCCAUCUAUGGCAUCAAGCCGUACACGAACGCGUCAUACGGUCCCCAUGAUCGUAAAGUGACCAACUCGACCACAGACGGCACGGUGCUGGACAACACCACGUUGAUUAGCCACGAACGCAAUCAGGCGGACGAGGCGAAGGAUGACGGGAAGGCCGAUGGCAUGGAGGACGACGUUGAUGAUGAUGAUGGUGUGAUCCAAAAGCCAAUGGACGCACCCACGCAAGAAGCCGAGGCCGUGCACUUGGCGGGGAAGUAUGAGAAUCAAGACGUGCAUUGGAGUGUGAAUGUGGUCGGUGUGGUCGGCGUCGGCGUGGUGGCUGCCGUGGUCGGCGCCGCUGUUGCCACCAAGCGCCGUCAAGCCAAGUACAUGUCCCUUGCUUAGCAUAGACUACCAGUAGUAGAUGACAUAGACGCAUGCUAACGAUACCAAGUACAUAUGAACCGUAACACAAAUGAUACACUUGAAAGCGCACAGGUUUGGCUGAUACUGUAAUACUAAUGUAUCAACCAACCCAUGUGUGUUCCCUGCAGUUUGGAGUGAUGUGUCGGGCAUCGUAGUGUCUGUGGUGUCGUCUGUCUGGUUGACUUGCCUCAUGAUCAUUGCCGUGGUCACCCCAUACCUGGUGAAUGCAUGCUCUCCAUCAGCAGCAACCUUGUUCUUGGUUCGGUAGGCCAUUAUUGCUCGAUUCCCACGGAGGCCAGUACCUUCCACCCGUCCAGGACCGCCAUGACUUCUCUCUCCCUCUCAUGAGCUAGGAAGUUGCUUCUGAGAGACAUGGACGCUUGGAGCUCCGUGCCGUUAGCUGAUCCCAUGGCGCC
Messenger RNA from Aphanomyces astaci, 1877 nucleotides. RefSeq lists its product as hypothetical. The record is from RefSeq and is a predicted model, not a curated record. The transcript has 2 exons. Gene Ontology annotation, cellular component: lysosome. Bases 19 to 1440 code for a protein of 473 amino acids. Lineage: Eukaryota; Oomycota; Saprolegniomycetes; Saprolegniales; Verrucalvaceae. Gene Ontology annotation, molecular function: cysteine-type endopeptidase activity.